Molecule: messenger RNA, 2948 nt
Organism: Rhipicephalus sanguineus (brown dog tick)
Lineage: Eukaryota; Metazoa; Arthropoda; Arachnida; Ixodida; Ixodidae
Product: zinc finger protein 358
Biological process (GO): regulation of transcription by RNA polymerase II
Molecular function (GO): RNA polymerase II cis-regulatory region sequence-specific DNA binding; DNA-binding transcription factor activity
Source: RefSeq, a predicted model, not a curated record
GACUCCCAGUCAUAUCACCGUGGCUUCAACGAAACAGGAAACCGACACCAACGAAUGCCACGAGUGCCAUGGGCAGGCUGAAGAUAUUCGAUGUCCCAUCUGCGAGCGGCCGUUUUCACUGGAGAGGUCACUGAAGGCCCACAUGCGUACACACAGUCGCACAAGAUGGUUUCCCUGCUCGAUCUGCGGAAAGCUGUUCCAGCAGGUUAACCUCUUCGGGCACGAGCGUACGCACCACGAGCGCACCCUCUACAAGCUUGACCGCCUCACCGGGACAGUCCAGUGCUCCCUGUGUCGGAUGAUUUUCUUAAAUGACGCCGGACUCAAAAGUCACAUGAGGUCGCACACCAGCAAGAGGCUUCAUCAGUGUAACGUAUGUAGCAAGGAGUUCAAAGACCGUCAGGCGUUGCACAGACACCGCAGCCUUCACAGGGAAAACUUCAAGUGCGAGCUGUGCCCGUCAUCUUUCAUCCACAAGGUGUCGCUCAUGAAGCACCAGCAACUUCACGCGAGAGGUGUGGACAUGUUUCACUGCCACGAGUGCGGCAAGAUGUUUCUGAAGACGAAGAGCCUCCGGCAGCACCUACGGUGGCACACGGUCGAGAUGCCCUACGCAUGCCACCUAUGUCCGGCUAAGUUCCCUCAGAAGUCGCACAGGGACACUCACGUACUUAGACACAAGGGCAAAAGACCACACCAGUGUUCCGCUUGCGAAAAGAAGUUCACCCAAGCCUCUGAGCGCGCGUUGCACGUGCGUCGUGUGCACAGCAUUGUGAUGCUCAAGGAACAGUUUGACUCGAAUGACAAAGGCGAGCAGCCUUCCCGCCAUGGAUCACCUCCUUCACCUCCACAGAAGCAGCAGCAUCGAGACAACGAAAGAUGAAAUCAUCACAGAUACUAUCGCAGGAAUCCCUGGUGCAACUUUCAUCUCCUCAGUGACACUGCACAGCUAGCGCAUCAACAUCAUUAAAUCUCACAAGUUCAACGUGUGUCAGCGUUGUUUUGUGUUUGCGUUUGAAAGGUGGCAUGUGUGGCUCAUCUGCAAGUGGAUGUUUAUUAAGUGACUCACCCUCAGCUCUCCAGCUCAUGCACUCUGGUGUGAAACAGUUUCCUGUUCUACCAGUAGAAAUCAACUCACAUGGAAGCACCUCUCCAAGUAUUCCAGCAUUUCCAACAGCCCAAGAAGCUAUUCCAGUACUGCCAGUGCUAUGCGACUUGAGUGAGCAAGUGCAGACUGUUUGUUCACAUGCAGACACGUUACUGCAAGAGGCCAUACGGUUGGGACCAAGUGUGGCAAAUGGUUCAGACAAAAGUGACUAUCAGCACCCCUGCUCUCACACAGUUGAAAAAAAUGUGGGAAGCGUGCACUUAGUUGCACAAAGCUUGGCACAGCGAAGCUGGUUGAUCCUCAGCUGGUCAUGCUGCAGCACGGGGAUCACAACGUUGAUUGAAUCCAGCGUGCUUGGCCGAAGAAGAUGCAGCCAAGAGACAAUGAUGGGCACAUCUGGAAUACACGCAAAGUUUGCCACUAUGAAUGUGUUGAAAUCGCUGUCCCUGAGCCAUGGGGUAAGAAACUGGCAGUUGCUAUGGCAACGGCACAGCGACGGCUUGGUGGUUGCUAUGGAAAUGGUGCAGCAGAGGUUUUUUGUUAACAGCCGUCUUACUGCCAGCUUGAACAGUGAUGCGUCAGUGGUAUGCAGUCUUAUCAAUGCACGUCACUGCAACGUCACAUGCGUUUAGUAUAAAAGCAAGCUGCUCAGUAAAUCGUCGUUCAUGUUGUGUUAUCUGGCUUCCUUGUAUAUCUCGACAGCGACAUAACAAACAGCUUCGCUUUUAGAAGAAUUACAAGUGCAGCAUGUGCCAGUCUGCGUUCUAGUUCAAGGGACCAAUAAGCAGGCGCGAAGAAUUGCGUGCUAUUCGUGUGGACCUCUUCGACUGCAACCAGUGUGGUAAAGCAUUUAUGUGAAAGAAGAGGCUGCGGCAGCAUCUCCAGCAAAGCUACUUAGAUGCCAUAUGUGUACCACUUGUGUCCUGGUAAAUUUGUGCGUUGGUCCCAUUGGGAGGCUCACACACGCCGAUGAGAAACCAUACAAGUGUUCCAAGUGUGAUUUCCGCGGCUUUUGGACAGGAAAUCAGAUGUGUCUUACAGUUACAGACAACUACAAAGUGACGCUUUCCUGUCUGAACUGCAAAUCCAUGUCUUCAAUGAACUGACAAGGAGCUUACUAUGAUAGAUGAUGUGAUUACAGCUGAUGUGCUGAUAGGUGAUGUGAUUACUGCUGAUGUGCAUUUGUGAUUAGGUGAUAUGGUAUGUUUGGCAUUAUUAAAGAGAUGUAGCACAGUCAAGAUGUAUCGCCUUCUGUAAAUGCGUAUGAUGACAUGUCUUGAAAUGACAGCGGUGGUACUAUCGGACACUGUGUUUAAGGGAAUGUUUGAAUGGAUAUACUUUUAUUUAAAUGCAUGAGAAUGACAAAAUCGUCUCGCUUGGUGUUUAUUGUAUAGAUCUUGAUGAGUCUUAUUGCAUUUAGAAGAAAGAUUAGUUGAAAUUAGCUACCUGGAAAAGUCCAUUUUUAAAUUAGGGCUUCGUUUUUUUUAAAUACUGUAUGACGAGAAAUCGUCGAAAUGUUGGCUCCGACGCAUUCUCUGUUUGACGAUUUCUCAGAAUUUCAAGCCUCCAUAUUUGGCUGAACUUGUUUGGAUUAAUUAGGAUGUCUACUUUAAAACAAUGCGAAAUUUCGUGUAGCUUACAUACCAAGUCUCCGUCUCUGAAACUGAGCAGCAAGAUAACGAUGUGACAGCGCUGUAAACUCUGUUUAUAUAUUUAGACAUCUUAGGGGGACAAAAUUGAGGUGUUAUACAUUGGUCUGAGUAAAGCAAUGCCAAUUUGCAUGGAUGAAACUUCACUAGGUGCUUUUAUGUAUGUGAACAUUCAUAAAAUGCAACUUAUA